AUGGCAAACGAAGCUGUUGGCUAUAUUUGUGUAAUCAUUGCAAUUGCUUUCUUCGGCUCCAAUUGGGUCGUCGCCAAGAAAGUACCUUCUGGUGAUGGUGUGUUCUUCCAGUGGGCCAUGUGUAUAGGUAUUCUUAUCGUUGGUAUUUUCACUCAAAUGAUUGCUGGUGCCAGUAACCAAACUUUGAUUUACUUAGAGCCAUUUGCUCUUCUUGGGGGAGCCAUUUGGUGUACUGGAAACAUGUUAUGUGUUCCUGUGAUUCAGAUGAUUGGGCUUUCCCUUGGUCCUGGUAUUUGGGGUAUUGGGAACAUGGUCAUGGGCUGGUUAACAGGAACGUUUGGGUUCUUUGGACUUGCUUCUGAUCGUAACAAUGUGAAGAUCUUCUGGUUGAAUUGCGUUGGUGCAGUCUUAACAGCGCUUUCUGUUCCAUUCUACGCGUUCAUCAAGACUUCGACUAAAGAAGAACGAGCUGCUGCAGAAGAAGCUAAGAAGAAAGAAGAGGGCGGUGAAGGAGAGAAGAGUGAGAACACGCCGAAGGCUGUUGAAAUGUCUGAUAAGAGCGAAAAGAGUAAUGAGAAUGCUGAGAACAAAACCGACUUAACUAAAGCACCUGAGACUGAAGUGAAAGAAGAUGGACCGAAAGAAGAGGAGAAACAAGAAUUCAAAGAAGUUGAAGAGGAGUCUCCGAUUUUCAUUAUGAUCAAAGCAUGGCCGAAAUGGGUCCAAAUGAUAGUUGGAGUCAUCUUAGCUGUAGUAGCUGGUGUGUUGUUUGGCUCAGCGUUUGAUCCAUCGAAGUAUUUACAAGACAAUGGAAAGGCAUCUCCGGAAGGUAUCGACUACGUCUUGGCUCACUUCUUGGGCAUCUUCUUGGCGUCGAAUAUGUACUUCAUCUGCUAUAUCAUUCUCUUCCAGAACAAACCUUUCAUCUAUAAACAAACGAUUCUCCCUGCUAUGAUGUCGGGAAUGA
Molecule: messenger RNA, 967 nt
Organism: Entamoeba invadens IP1
Lineage: Eukaryota; Evosea; Mastigamoebida; Endamoebidae
Exons: 2
Biological process (GO): carbohydrate transmembrane transport
Cellular component (GO): membrane
Molecular function (GO): carbohydrate transmembrane transporter activity
Source: RefSeq, a predicted model, not a curated record